Molecule: messenger RNA, 2048 nt
Organism: Thlaspi arvense
Lineage: Eukaryota; Viridiplantae; Streptophyta; Magnoliopsida; Brassicales; Brassicaceae
Source: the annotation of a GenBank genome assembly
CAUAUACUUUCAUACGUCUGUUUCCGUACGUAGGCGAUUUCUUCUAUUCUUUCUUCCUUAUCUUUUUUUUUAUAAGGAAGAGCGUAACAACACUUCUUUGUCAAAAAUAAAGAGCGUAACACUUUUUGUCCCUUUCGGCCUUUCCCAUCUACAAAUUUUCUCUGGUUUCUCCACGAAGACUGAGAGAGAGAGAGAGAGAGAGAGAGAGAGAGACAUAGUCUUGUUAAAACUCUUAUCUCUCGCUUUUAAUUGUGUUGUCUCUCGGUCUCUCUCUCCUUAAUUUUCCAGGAAAAUCUCUUUAUCCUGAAGUAGUUAAAUAGAUCUGUGUUCAUACCCAUUCUAUCCCCCAAAAGACCCAUUGUCUUUUGUUCUCUCUUCAGAUUUCAUUGUUCAUAUAAUCCUCUUCUCUGUUUUUUAGGUCUUUCAUUUGAACUUGUACAGAGAAACCCAAAAAAGGAAGCUUUUUUAGUACAUUUUUUUGUUUACUUAACUGAUCAGAUCAAAAGUAAUCUUUGUACCCUUUUCUUCUCUCCUUUUAAGACAUGAAUUGUCUGUUCUUGUUCAAAUCAAAGAAACCCAAAUCCAGAAAUCAACAGAAAGACAGCAGCAACAACAAAAAGACCAAAAGAAAAGGAAAGGAAUUACGAAACUCGGCUCCAGAAUUGACGACGAAUCGGAGUGAAACGUCGUCGUUUAAUCUCCAGACGCCGAGAUCUUUGCCUUCUCCACGAAGCAUCAGAGAUUUGUAUACAGAGAGAGAGCAGAAUCUUAGGGUUUUCACUUACGAAGAACUCAGUGAAGCCACUCGUGGGUUCAGCAGAAGGUUUACGAUCGGUGAAGGUGGAUUCGGUAGUGUUUACAGAGGAAAAAUUCCGAUCACUGGAGUCUCUGAUUCUCCUCCACUUGUCGUCGCCAUUAAGAAACUCAAUCGACAAGGAUUACAAGGUCACAAGCAAUGGCUAGCAGAGGUUCAGUUUCUAGGGGUAGUGAAUCACAAGAACGUGGUGAAGCUCUUAGGUUAUUGCUCGGAAGACGGCGAGGCCGGGAUUGAGAGGCUUUUGGUUUAUGAGUUCAUGUCGAAUCGAAGCUUGGAGGAUCAUCUCUUCACCCGUGGAUCACGCACAUUGCCUUGGAAACAAAGGCUCGAGAUUAUGCUUGGUGCAGCUGAAGGAUUGGCUUAUUUACAUGAAGUUAAGGUGAUAUACAGAGACUUCAAAUCUUCUAAUGUGCUCUUAAAUGAUGAAUUCUGUGCGAAAUUAUCGGACUUUGGGCUAGCCAGAGAAGGACCUGAGGGAGACAAUACUCAUGUCACAACCGCAAGAGUUGGAACACAAGGGUAUGCAGCUCCAGAAUACGUGCAAACCGGCCAUCUCCGGUUAAAGAGCGAUGUGUAUAGCUUCGGUGUUGUGCUGUACGAGAUCAUAACCGGACGCAGAACCAUUGAGAGGAACAAGCCAGCCGCUGAACAAAGGCUAUUGAAUUGGGUCAAAGAGUAUCCUGCUGAUAGUCAACGCUUUAGCAUGAUCGUUGAUCCUCGGCUACGCAACAAUUAUCCAGCUGCUGGAGCUAGGAGUCUGGCUCAACUGGCUGAUCUCUGUCUGAAAAAGAACGAUAAAGAGCGACCCGAUAUGGUAUUUGUAGUGGAAAGAUUGAAGAAGAUUAUCGAAGAAUCCGAUGAUGGAGAUUGUUCCAUGGCUGCGACUGAAGAAAGCAGUCAGGUAAGGAGGAGACAAGUUGGAGAACCUGUUAAGCGAAGUAUGAGAGGAGUUAGUGUUAGAGGAUGAUCCUGAGUUUAGAAGUUUUUUCGUGGGCUUAAUAUAUAUAUAAAUAAAUAAGGUUUAUGGUUUAUGCGAUUUGUUGGUUUAUUGUGAGAUUAGUAGAUAAAAAUGGUAGUUUAUUGUGUGUUUAUAAAUGAAAUAUUUCGUUGGCAAAAUAUAAUGAAAUAUCUUGGAGAUUAACGACAAUAACAUAUAAAGUUCAUCGGUAGAGUUUAUUGUACCCAACAACAACAAAAUGAAUAUAAUUUCAUCGCUUAAAUUCAAUCGUUA